This is a messenger RNA of Dermacentor andersoni, 6186 nucleotides long. RefSeq names its product phosphatidylinositol-3,5-bisphosphate 3-phosphatase MTMR14-like. NCBI's taxonomy places the organism in Eukaryota, Metazoa, Arthropoda, Arachnida, Ixodida, Ixodidae. Gene Ontology annotation, molecular function: phosphatidylinositol-3-phosphate phosphatase activity. Gene Ontology annotation, biological process: dephosphorylation. The record is from RefSeq and is a predicted model, not a curated record.
GUCACAUGACCCUUGUCAAGGAAUUGUCAACAUGGCGUCUGCUGGUUGCGUGGUAUGCAUCGGUGGUGCCAUCGUAAGCCCAUGUUUUCCAAGCGUGCCGGCGUUCCAACCCUAGCGACAAUGGGUUCACCGCGCCAGCCGUCGCAGAUGGACGUCGUCAAGACGUCCGACCUUCAGGGAUUGCUGGAGUUUUGCACGAAAACCGUCUUCAGUUCGACGACGAGCAACUCGGAACAGGCUCGUAGGAACGCCGACAUCCAACAGAAGUGCGAAGACCUUUUUGCCAAGGACUAUGUGCUCAAAGUUAUUGAGAAUGAGCAGGGUUCCAUGAGCAGCACGUAUCCAAACAGGAUCAUCCUCUUGGAGCAUCCCAUCGGCAGCCAAAACACCGACACUUCUCCCAGGCCGGCCAGUGGGCCAGGGUCGCUGCCCGACGUGCAGGACUUGCGGGAGCAGAUUCAGAAGGCUCGGAUUGCGAGGUGUCGCACGCGGUUCCCGGUCCCUGUCAUCCUGUAUGAGGGAAAACACAUAUGCAGGUCAGCGACGCUCGCGGGCGGGGCCGAGAUCUACAGCCGCUCGGGCUUCGACUUCCUCUUCUCCGAUAAGCGGUCGACGGAGAACAGAAGAAACGUGGACAAUGGAAACACGAGAGCAUCGAACAACACGGAGCCUCUGCAGCCGCACUCCCUAGGACUUCCCUCGGACUACACAGACACGGAAUCCAACGCCAGUGUCGCGGCGGCUGAGAGUCUUGGCGAAGACGAGAACUUCAUCGAUCUGGCGAAGGACAACGCACCACCAGCCACUGCUGGCAACUGGCCGCUGUUCAGCACUUUGCGCAUGGAGGACAUCCGGUUGCUGAGGCUGCUCUCUGUGGACCACAUUUGCGACUUUAUGGUGGAGAACAAGAAGGUCAAGUUCUUUCUCAAAGUAACAUCCUCUGAAAAGGUUGACAAAGAGAACAGAUAUAACGGGUUCACCAUCUACAACCUUCCCUAUCCAGGUUGUGAGUUCUUCAAGCACUACCGAGACAAUGACUAUAGUGGAGAAGGACUCAUCUACGACUGGGAUCAGCAUUUUGUGAAUGCCCCCCUCAACAUUCCUGACGACGCGAUCACCUCUCAGCUUAACAUUGACUGGACAAUGUACAAGACAUGGGACGUUGUGGUGCUCACAAGAAAUUACCUUAAGCUCCUUCUGAAAUAUACUUUCGAUGGCACCUCAGGGCUCUUGGUGCACUGUAUCUCUGGCUGGGACCGAACGCCCCUGUUCAUCUCACUGCUGCGGCUCUCGCUGUGGGCGGACAACAAGAUCCACCCGAACCUGUCGCCCCUCGAGAUGGCCUACCUCACAGUCGCCUACGACUGGUUCCUCUUCUGCCACGAUUUGCGUGACCGGUUAAGCAAAGGAGAAGAGAUUUUCUAUUUCUGCUUCAACAUGCUCAAGCACCUCGACACAGAAGAGUUCUCCGUAAUCUCACUAAAAGUGCCGAGGGAAAGGAGAAACACGUCGGAGAGCAACCUUGAAAGCAUAUUUCUGGAGGAGGAGAUGCGUGGUAGCAACACGAGCCUCAAUAGCAGCUGCAGCAGCUCAACGAGCGGCUGGAGCCAAGAUGUGCCGCCGAUGUACUUUCCAGUGCCCGUGGACUCCGGCGACGAGUACCCUUUGAGCAACGGGAACUAUGUGUGCCCCGGUACGAACGGAGCGGCCACGCCUCCUACGAUGACAAACAGCAGCGAAAGUGCGGCCAGUACAGUGACCAAUGGCCGAGGCUCCGUGCCACCCAGCAGCCCUAUGGCGGUGCCUACGUCGCUGCGCCACCGGUCUGAGAGUUCCUCUUCCGUCAGCGCCGGCAGUUGGCAGAUCAUCAACGGGACGGGCUCUGUCCGGAGCUCUACGUCAGCCCGAGACUCUCCCACGGCUUGGGAGCUCAACCGGAAUUCCUCAAGCAGCCGGAGUAGCCUAAGCAGCCGUCACCAAGACGCACCCACAGAUCUUCCAGACCGGACAUUACCACGCAGCAAGUUCCUGCAGCGUCGCCGUGACCGGUUGACGGAGGUUCGUCGCAUUGUGAGCAACAUCUACCUGAGCAUCGUGGCAGACAGGCUCGCCACUCCAAGGACAGACGGCAUCAGCAGAGUUUUACAAAGCUUCUACUCCUAGUUGCUGGCACUCAGUGAAGACACGCAGUGGGAAGACAUUCCACUUGGGAAUGUAAUGGGUUCUGACGCACGCUGUCCGCGGCUACACACGGGAGUGGAGUAUGCGGUAAAAUGGUUGUACAGCACAGUGUGCAGACAGCUGUUCGUCAUUUGAGCUUCUAAGAAGCAAACGCGGAUCUUCCAAAUGUGAACCUUGCGGAGUGACGUGCAGACUACCUUGUACAAUUCCUGUAGUAAGGAAGGACAAUCCUUAAAGGUGGCCUGUGCACGCAUGUGUGUGUGCACGCUUCUCAUGGAAAGACAGUGAAGAGAUACGUUGUUCUUAUAGCUUUGGCUGCAUUACGCAAAUAGCAGUGCAUUGAUUGCUCUCCGUGGACUGUGGUCCGUGGAUAGCAGCGCACAGGUUGCAGUCUACGGUUAAGGCUUUCAGCCAGCUGCAGAGCAUUGAAUAGGCAGAGUUUUAAGAAAUGUACAACAGAGCGACGCGUGGACCACCAUUCCAGUUCUUUGGAGCAGUCUGUGGGUGAGAAAAAUAGACUUGGAAGAUGGAACCUGUACAUCUCGGACAAGAAUAGCAGGUACGCUUGUGGGUGUCUGUUUCUGUUCUCAGCAGCGGACAACAUAAGUUGCUUUGCAUGAAAUUGUUCUCGUCACUGGAAGUUGAAAUAAUUUUCUUUGGCUUUUGCCUUCAAUGCUCUUCGAGGUUAUCAGUUUAGAUGUGACAUGAGUAUGCAUCAUCAAGUGUUUAUAGACCACUUAGUUGUACAUGCCAAAGAUGGGUUCUUAAUUAAGCAGGUGCAAUUUAUAUAGUGUUUCUUCGUGUCUUUUUUUAACUUUUCUUUUGCCAGACAAUGCAAAGGUCGUGGUAACCACGAUCUUGAGAAUGCUCGCUAUUCUGAAAGUGCGUGUCUUUCUUUACUGUUUACAUUUUUCGAGUUAUGGCAUUAGUGUCACAUGUGUGUAGCGCAGUUGGUGCUCCCCAGUUUGCUGCCGUGCAGACAUUCGUGCCAGUCGUGGUGUGCGAUGUCUGCCGCAGUGUUGCGUUAUCUCAGUGAAGUUCCACUGUCUACUGCUUGUAAUAAGUGGCCGGCACCUGGGUGCGAUGUAGGGUGUUACAAGUUUGAACAAAAGUGUGCGCGCAUGCUUGCGCGUGUACACAGAAUGUGCCAGAAAAGUUCUUCCCUUUGUACAUGAACGAGUUUUGUAGUAUUUCUUCUUUUUAUCACACGAUUGUCUCUGCCGGGCUGUCUUCAGCUGUGCAAGUUUGAUAGUUGCGUUAAUAAAAGUGUGUGAGGGCCGAUAGAGUCGGGGCCGCGACUCGAAACGGGCGGUGUGCCCGUUGGCUUUCUCGUUUCGAAGACCACGCUGUUUUUGCUCAGAGUAUUGUAUGUAACCGCAAUGCAAUUCCCUUGUUUGUGUUUAUCUCGAGGACUGUUGACGAGUGCCAAAGUGUUGCCCGGCUUCGGGCUGUCUGCUGCAAGCCUGGGCCUACAGCGUGUGAUUCUCGAAGGAGGUGUUCCAAGACUGGAUAAGCCCAUGUGUGUCGCGCAUGUCUUCCAGUGCGGUCCGGGCGAAGGUGUGAUAUGUCCUCGAGUGUGUUUUGAAAUGCCCCUUCCCCCGCUCCAUAGGAGCCUUCCUGUCCCGUUUGGCAUCUUCGUGUUUCUUAACAUGGGUACAGCACUUGCCGAAAAUUUUGAAGCCGCUGCACAUGUGACUAGAGCUGUUGUCACGAGAUCCCUGUUUUUUUCCAUGUAGAGUGUCUGCUGUCUACUGAUGAGAGUGAAUUGCAGCGCCACUUCGAGGCUAAGCUAGCCAUCGAAAAUCAUAAAUGCCCCUCAGCAAUUGCUGAGCUGCAGUUUUGUCGCAGAGCACGCACAAUGCCCACUUGAAUGAACUGGAGAGGAGUGGUGUUUCUCAAGCCACUUUGGUAGAGAUUGCUGAGGAAACUUCUUGAACUACAUAAAGUGUGCAUGUAUUUGAAGGCUUUAUAAUGAAUUCGUGCUUCCAAAGCUACUAUGCAUCACAAACAUCACCCAUGAACAUCAUGAAGUGCAUCUGCUAUAGAUUGCCAUGGUAUUUCUCAAACUACUACUCUCUUGGAGACAUUGUUGAGGAGUGUUCCAGAGUGUGCACGCAUGAAUGCUUUAGAGAGGAGUGGCGUUCUUGAAGUUACUCUUUAUCGCGAGCGUCGCCAAGGAACGUCACUGAAGUUCAAGGGCUAUUGGUUUGAGUGGCAUUGCCAAGCUACUCAUUUUUUCAGGCAUCGCCAGGGGGUGUUACUGAAGCUCAGUGACUGCUCAGCACACACCUGAAAGCGCUGGAGUGGUUCGACCUUUCCCAAGGUACUUCUCAUUGCUGAGCAGUUGUCACGAUGAGGGUACCAACUACUCCAGUUCAAAGCUGCACAUGGAGUGGAUGAUAAGCAGAAGUUACAUCCAGGAGCCAGCUCGGCACGUGCAGCGGCUUCUAAGCUUUCGAUAAAUACUGCACACCUGUUGUUUGCCAUGUUGCCUUGACAGACGUCUAUGGGUCCAUGCAAAUCUUGCUUCCAUAAAGGGGCCCUUUCGAUUAGGUGCAGUGCCAGAGAAUCAUGGUUUACCGCCAAUCAUCGCAUGUUUGUUAUGCACAUUUCAUGUUUACAGGUGUCGCUGCUGCUAUGUUGGUGCAGUCUUUCCUGCAGCGCAUCUGUGACCAUCAUCAUUUUCAUUCGUGUUGCACGUUUUCAUACACUGCCAUUUCGAUACCGGAAGUACAUCGUAUUUGCACAAAUAUGACGCAAGGGACAGGGGCAUCAACCUUUUGACAAUUCAGACAUUGUAAGGUAAUAUAUAAGGAUUACGCAGUCAUGCAGUCAUGGUUGCAGUCAUGGUUGUAGGCUCAAGAUGUUUGCUAUUAGCAUUGUGGGAUGCAGUUGCAUAAAGUGCUAAAGUCCUCACAGGACCAUGAGAUCUCGGCCAAUGGGUGUUUGCCAGGCUAGCUGCACUUGCAGAAGUAUCAAACCAUGCAAGCGUAUAAGUAGCAAUGGACUGCCUUUUGCUGUUCGUUGUGCCUCUCAAUUCCUCGACUGCUCCCCCUCCCCUCACGCACACACACACAUUUACUGCACACAUGUCUGUAUUCUAUUCUAGGACAGUUGAGGGGUUGGCUCUUGUAAAACCCGCAAGUCACUCGAUUAAGCUGACCAUAUUUUGAAGUACGAAAUCGGAGGAAAAUAAAGUGCCACAUUAUCUUUGAAGCAUGGCUCCGAACAUAACUUGAGGUGGCUUCUCAGGCUCGUAGUAAAAAAAAACAAAAACCAAGCGAUAUCGCUGCAAGUUUUAGCAAUCCCGCAUCAGACACAGCAAAACCGCUGUCCAUUGUCGUUUUGGCUACGCUCUGUUGAUACUAGUUUACAACGGGGCUAGUGUUGAGGAAUACCCAGCCAUAGCUUUAUUGAAGAAGAUUAUGGUUUCAAGGAUUUGUCGGCACAGAUGGAAAUGGGACGAGAUUAUUGCCGAGGCUGCCAAUGACGGCUUUCAUCAAGAGAUGAACGGAAGUGUUGUAUUUGUGCUUUUACGGUUGGUCCGAGCGCUGUAAUCCAGCUACUGCCAGAGUUGGUCGCUAGCUGUGCCAUUUUUCGUGUGACAUUUGAGCACCUCACAAGUCCUCUCAUAGGAGUUGGCUGCUAAUGAGGUUUGGCUGUGUAGCAUGUGCCUGAUCCAAGUAGUUCAUACCUGGUCGUUGCGUUUUGAUGUGCUUUACAAGCACUUCUGUUCAAACUGUAGUGUGGUUUGAGAAGCUGUAGGUUUUCAUCAUCAACCAGCAUCGAUCAUGGGGAUGUGUGUUGACCAAAAAAAAAGUGAACCUCCCAUUUGUGAAUAUGUUCAGUUCGACUUGACCCAUACAUGCAAAUUACUUUUUUUGUGUGAGAAAGUUUGUCGAGCGACUUGUCACUAACUUUGCAAAAGACUUGUGUGAUGGUUGUUUUUUUACACGAGCGAUUUGUAAUAAAGGUGCUUGAGCAGCGGCUCACUUUCUUAAGAAA